This is a messenger RNA of Mya arenaria, 3261 nucleotides long. RefSeq lists its product as uncharacterized. The coding region runs from base 8 to 3118 and encodes 1036 amino acids. NCBI's taxonomy places the organism in Eukaryota, Metazoa, Mollusca, Bivalvia, Myida, Myidae. The transcript has 24 exons. The record is from RefSeq and is a predicted model, not a curated record.
UUGAACAAUGACUGCUAGAGAUAGACAUUUCUACGAUAUUCCUCUCGUUCAAGACGUAGGAGACCAAAAUCAAACGUCAAACGAAAAGGAUGUCUUAUUAAAAUAUAUCAAUAGUAAUUUGAUUGGAAAUGGAAAAGCGUUUAGUGGUCCUUUCGGACUAAGAAAAGUUCUUUACUUGGAUUACACUGCAUCUGGAAGAUCACUUGAGUUUAUAGAAGAUUAUAUCCGGGAUGAAGUUCUGCCUGAGUAUGGGAACACACAUACAACCACCACUGUCACCUCGCUGCAGACAACACUUUACAGGCAUGAGGCAAGAGAUAUAGUGCGCAAUGCUGUGCAUGCCAGUGAACACGACGCAGUGAUCUUUGUGGGCAGUGGGACAACUGGAGCUGUACACAAACUUAUACACUGUCUAAAUCUUGAUCAUAAACCAGUAGUGUUUGUCAGCCCCUAUGAACACCACUCAAACCUCCUGCCUUGGAUUGAAGUAGGAGCUAAGGUAAUAAGAGUGAAGGGCAAUAAGGAAGGAUGUCUGAGUAUGAACCACCUGGAGACUCUGCUCAAGCGAUGGUCGGGCACUGGGCGUCAAAUGAUUGGCUGUUUCUGUGCAGCAUCCAAUGUGACUGGGGUGCUGGUGGACGUUGAUCCAGCCACAGUUCUCCUGCACAAGCACGGAGCUCUCGCCUUCUGGGACUACGCUACUGCUGCUCCCUAUGUUAAAAUUGACCUGAAUCCUGUGAUUGCAGGACCAGACCAGCCAUACCUGUCCAAAGAUGCUGUGUUCAUAUCUUGCCAUAAGUUUGUUGGGGGCGUGCAGACACCUGGUGUGCUGAUAGCGAAGAAGAAGCUGUUCAAGAACACAGUGCCAGACGGGUGUGGCGGGGGAUCUGUCUUCUUUGUACGUCGUGAUGGUCAUCGGUACCUGCAGGAGCCAGAGUUGAAGGAAGAGGGCGGGACACCAGCCAUUGUUGAGGCUGUUAGGGCCGGGCUUGUAUUCCAGCUGAAGCAUGCCGUCACACCAGACCUCAUCAUGCAGAGGGAGGAGUACAUGCUCAGGAGAGCAAAGAAGGCAUGGCAAGAUGUCCCUAACCUAGUGUUGCUAGGUAACUCUGAAGCCCCGAGACUUCCGAUAUUCUCCUUCCUGAUUCUUCACGAAGAGACUGGUCGGUUUCUCCACCACAACUACAUUACUGCUCUGCUCAACGAUCUGUUUGGUAUCCAGGCCAGAGGAGGAUGUGCAUGUGCAGGGCCGUACGCCAUGGAUAUCCUGGGAAUGGACGAGGCUACAAGCAAAAAUUUUGAGGAUCUUCUGGCAGAGGACAGUCGACUGGACAGAACCCAUUUAAGGAGAUACCGAGAAUAUUCUCAAAGAGAAAUCAUCAGGCCUGGGUUUGUGCGGAUAAACUUUCCCUACUUCCUGGAUGAAGAAAGUCUGAACUUUACACUGGAGGCGGUUAAAAUGGUUGCCAAACAUGCAUGGAAACUACUGCCUCAGUACAUGUUUAACCCAGAGACAGGAGAAUGGAGGCAGGUCAAUUUCCAGGUGUUCAAGGAUCGCAAGUGGCUGGGCCAUAUAUCGUACAGCUCAGGAGAGAUGACAUACAAAGUGCCACCCCUUGUGGAAAAAGGACCACUGCCUGAAAACCAUGAGGAUUGCCUAAAGAGAGCAGAGGAAUUGUUCAUGCAAGCAGCAAAGGUCAAGCACCAGUUGACUGAUCACACAGUUAUGUUUGAUGAGGACUCCAAGCCUCUAAGGUGGUUCCUGCUUCCAAGUGAGGCUGCUUCCUGUCUACAGGGGAACCAAUCCCAGAAUUCCUACACUCUACCCUUCUGUCCUCCUUCAGUUAGAGAACAGUUGGGAUUAUCUCCCUUUGAAGAGCAUAACAGUGAUGAAGAACCAUCAGAAAAGGAUAUGAGGAAAAACAACAUGUUGAGAAAUGUUUUUUAUACAUUUGAUGAAGGUGAAGUAAGUGAAAAUGUGGGAAAGGUUAGUGAUAGAAAAUUAGCAAAGAAUGAACAUUCUGAUAACACCAAAACAUCAAAAGAAUCAGGGAAUUCUCCCAGUUCAAGCUCCCCAGAAAGGUCAGAGACGGAGAAAGGUGAGUCAGGGAUAUGUGCAUUGAAAUCUGUGGAUAAGUUGAACAAUAGUCAGAACUGUGAUAAAAGUGAAAAAGUAGACAAGGAUUCUACAGACAUUUGUGUGAGAAAAAGAGCAGGCAGUGAAAAUGUUGUUGGUAAUAGUAAAAGACAGAAGGACGUGGCAGAGAAUGAUGGUGCUGGAGAGAAUAAGGGCAAACAGAAGAAGAAAGGAGGACAGCAGUGGUUUUCUCCACCCAAAUCCAUCUUUACACCAUUCCUCAAGGCCAUGGAAGAGUAUGGCAUGUUGGUGGAUGGAGACAGGGUUCUGGUGUGUCUCAGUGGAGGCAAGGACUCCCUCUCUCUCCUCCACACCAUCAGACAGUACCAGUUCUACUGCAGGAAAAAGAAAAUGAGUUUUGAUAUAGGGGCAGUGACUGUGGACCCACAGACCCCUUCAUAUGACCCCAGCCCUCUCAAGAAAUACCUGGCCAGUCUAGGAGUGCCUUACUUCUAUGAGUCACAGUGUAUAAUGGAUCAGGCGUCAAACCUGCCAUACGAGUGUGCCUCAAUCUGCAGUUUCUGUAGUCGCAUGAAGCGGGGCAUUAUUUACGCGUGUGCACGCAGGGAGGGGUACAAUGUGCUGGCACUUGGCCAACAUCUAGACGACCUCUGUGAGAGCUUUUUGAUGUCCAUAUUCCACAAUGGCAACCUGAGAACAAUGAAGGCUCACUAUACUGUUGAGGAAGGAGACUUGCGAGUGAUCAGGCCUUUAGUGUAUGUCAGAGAGAAGGACUUACGAGAGUUUGCAGAAACAAACAAGCUUCCAGUGAUAGCGGAGAACUGCCCAGCAUGUUUUGAGGCCCCGAAGGAGCGUCACCGUAUCAAGCAGCUGCUUGCCUCACAGGAGAUCAUGUUCCCACGGAUCUUCCCGAGCCUCAACGCUGCAAUCAAACCCAUCAUGGCCAUCAACAGGACGCAGCUCAAGCUAGCCGAUAUUCUCCAGGCUGCAGAUGGGGAUGGGGAUGAUAUGGACAUCUGAUUGUUACAAGUUUUUUCAAUUGUCCUAUGAUGUGUUAUUUUGGAUGAUAAAUAAAAGACUUAGACAUUGGGGUUCUCAUGUGAUCAUUUGGUUUGUUUGCUAUAUAUAUUUAUGUACAUAGUAUGCUGAAAUAAAACAAGAGA